Molecule: messenger RNA, 4396 nt
Organism: Neofelis nebulosa (Clouded leopard)
Lineage: Eukaryota; Metazoa; Chordata; Mammalia; Carnivora; Felidae
Gene: METTL15
Product: methyltransferase 15, mitochondrial 12S rRNA N4-cytidine
Exons: 5
Coding region: 29-1288 (419 amino acids)
Biological process (GO): rRNA base methylation
Molecular function (GO): rRNA (cytosine-N4-)-methyltransferase activity
Source: RefSeq, a predicted model, not a curated record
AAUUACAUAUUUUAAAAAUCCAACAAUCAUGAUAUUUUUAAUUUUUUCUAGAUUGACCUACAAGAUGCUUCGAUACCCAUAUUUUUGUAAAAUCUAUAAAGAAUUUCUAUCAUGCUGGUUGGAAUCUGGCAUAUUUAAUUUAGGUAUCUGGCCAAAAAAAAUACAUGCUACAACAGAAAGAUGUAAUGAAUAUGAAGCCCAGGAGCGAACAGAUCAAACUGGAGCUCAGGAGUUCCAUAGAUGUCAAAAUGGAGAUUUUGAAGCUAUGACUAAAUUACAUAUCCCAGUAAUGGUGGAUGAAGUUGUUCGUUGUUUGGCACCACAAAAAGGCCAGAUUUUUCUAGAUAUGACAUUUGGUUCCGGAGGACACACAAGAGCCAUUCUACAGAAGGAGUCAGAUAUUACUCUGUAUGCCUUAGACAGAGACCCGACAGCUUAUGCAAUAGCUGAACAGCUUUCAGAAUUCUAUCCUAAACAGAUCCGAGCUAUGCUAGGCCAGUUCAGCCAGGCAGAAGCCUUAUUAAUGAAAGCUGGAGUGCAGCCAGGGACUUUGGAUGGAGUUCUUUUGGAUCUUGGGUGUUCCUCCAUGCAACUUGAUGCUCCUGAAAGAGGUUUUUCCCUUCGGAAGGACGGCCCCUUGGACAUGAGAAUGGAUGGUGGCAGGUACCCUGACAUGCCCACCGCAGCUGAUGUUGUGAACGCUUUAGAUCAACAGGCACUUGCCUCCAUCCUGAGAACAUACGGGGAGGAGAAGCAUGCCAAGAAAAUCGCUUCAGCAAUCGUUCAGGCUCGCAGCCUCUACCCCAUCUCCAGAACCCAGCAGCUUGCCAGCAUCGUUGCAGGUGCAUUUCCUCCAUCUGCUAUUUUUGCACGAAAAGACUUGCUACAACGAUCUACCCAUAUUGCUACCAAGACUUUCCAAGCUUUUCGAAUAUUUGUAAAUAAUGAGCUCAAUGAACUUUGCAUAGGAUUGAAGACAGCUCAGAAGUUUCUGAGACCUGGUGGUCGCCUUGUUGCCCUCUCCUUCCAUUCACUAGAGGAUCGCAUUGUCAAACGAUUCUUGCUUGGGAUAAGCAUGACAGAAAGGUUUAACCUAAGUGCCAGACAGAAGGUGAUACAAGCAUCACAAUUAGGUUCAAGUUAUGAAAACAAGGAAGGAGACUCUAUAAGCAGAGCCCCUUUAAUGUGGGAAUUGAUACACAAGAAAGUACUUACUCCAGAAGAUCAGGAUGUACAGGAUAACCCCAGAGCACGCUCAGCCAAGCUUAGAGCAGCCAUCAAAUUAUGAUAAAGAAAGUUUUCAUCAUGUGGUCCUUCAAGUUUUCACUCAGAGUUUUCUCUUCUUUUAUUGGAUAUUCCUGAAUAACUUAACAUAAGGAAGUAUGGGAUCUAUAGAGAAACAUGUACUAUAUAUGUGUGGAAAUUGAGGGUAUUUACCAUUUUUUGUCUUAGAAAGCAAAUCUCAGAAAUACUAGCAUGACACAGAAGGUUCAACUCAAGGAGAAGCAGCAUCCCAAAACUGGAAAAAUGUCUCUAUCUGAGCAUUAUAUUUGACUUUUGAAAUGUAGUCCUUUCCCUAAUCAUGGAAAAUUUUUAAAAAGAAGAAUACUAUGUGUAUUUAUUUAAGUAUGAACACUCAAACUGUCGGAAGAUAGAGAUUAUAAUUGUAUCUGUAUUUUCUAAGUUCUGAAUUUAGAUAUUCAGAUUUGCAACAAACUUUCUAUGGGUCAAGUAAUAAAUAAUAAAUAAGUAAAGAUCAUCAAAGAAAUUUUCAUUUCUAUUUAGGAGAAAUUAAUUAGUAAGUACCAUAGUCUUCUCAAAUACAGGUAUUAUGUAAAUUUUAAAUUUUCAAGUAUUAUUUUUAAAAUGCAUCAUACUGAGAAAUGUCACUUUUGAAAUUACAGAGUUCAUUGUUUUAAAGGAAUUUUGCAAUAUGAUAUGUACUAUAUUUUUAUAUAUUAUAAAGUAAAAAUGCAAAAUUGUUCAAUAGCCCUCAUAGAGAAUGUUUCAUAAAACUAAUAUUUAAAGUCAAUUAUAUUUUAAUAAUAUCCCAGAAUGUCUUUGACAAAUAAUAAAAUCUGUCAUCAUUUGAAUCUGGCAUUUUUUAAUUGAGCUAUUCAAAAUAAUUCAACCAAGUCUAUUGCAAUAAAAUAUAGGGCAUAUUAAAGAUAUUAAAAUGAAUGUGCCCUUUGCCUGGGUGGCUCAUUUGGUUAAGUGUCUGACUUCAGCUCAGGUCAUGAUCUCACGUUUUGUGAUUUCGAGCCUGGAAGCGGGCCCUAUGCUGACGGCUCGGAGCCUGGAGCCUGCUUCGGAUUCUGUGUCUCCCUCUUUCUCUGCCCUUCCCCCUCUCACACUCUGUCCCUCUCUCUCAAGAAUGAAUAGACAUUUAAAAAAAAAAAGAAAGUUUAAAAUGAAUGUGCCCUUUAAUGUUUUUAUUUACCCAACAUUACUGUAAUAGUAAAAUGUUUUUUCAGGAGACAUUCACUUGGUAGAGGAUUCUUAAUGACAUUGAUUCAUAAUUCACGUAUAAACUUUUUAUAUAUAAAUAAACAUUUCUAUUUUUUUUUUUUUAAUUAUUCAGCAAGCAUUGAACUAGGCAGAGAAAUAAAGGUGAGUAAAGUAAGUAAAGUAUGUCACAGUAUCUGGCCUGUAGAGUUUAGAGUCUAGUGGAGAAGAGUGAUGGUAGUUAAAUAAUCACAAAAGUCAAUGUAAAAUUAACACAGUGGUAAAAGCUACAAAGAAGCAAUACAGGGAUACGAACAUCUAGUAGGGAUUUCAUUUACUGAAGGAAACCAGGCCUGACAACGUGAUGCUUGAAUUAUGACUUGAAGGAUGAAUGAGAGAUAUAGUCAAAGGGUACAAUGGCAUGUUGAAUAAAGGUGUAUAUAAAUGAUUGCUUUCUUAAGUAGUUCCUGAUAUCAUAUUUAUACUACUAAUAUGCUUAGUAAACUAUUCAAAUACAGGGAAAAUUCAUUCUCUCCACUAUGAUGACAUUCUGAAUUGGUGAGUACAAGUGAAUAAAAUAUUAACAUAAUUAUGGGCAAAAGAUAAGAAUUAAAUACUUUAAUUCUCCUUAGAUUUACUUUAUCUACCUCUGUGAUAUUUAACUUUAGUUCUCAAGCUUGUGCGCCACUUUUACUUUAUUUUUUUAAAUUUUAUUUAUUUAUUUUGAGAGAGAGAGAGAGAGCAGUGGGACAGGAGCAGAGAGAAGGAAAGACAGAUUUCCAAGAAGGCUCUGUGCCAUCAGCACAAAGCCCGACGCAGGACUUGAACUCAUGAACUGUGAGAUCAUGACCUGAGCCAAGAUCAAGAGUUGGAUGCUUAACUGAUUAGCUCACCCAUGUGCCCCACAACUUUUACUGUAUAGGCUGUAUUCAAGUCUGAGCAAUUCUGCAGUGAAAGUAAUUUCUAGUUAUGCAGAAUUAGAAAAUAUUCUAGGGAGCAGUGUCCUCAAUUUAGAAAGAAAUGAAUGUACCCAAGUUAAUCUGCUAAUCUUUUCUGAAAAACAAAUGUUUUGCAUGUAAGUCAUAUUUGUGAAUGAGAAAAUUCCAAAAGGUGAAUUCCUGUAUGAGUAUCUGAUUGGAAUAUAGGAGAUCACACUCACAUAUAACAAUGAUUCACUUAUUCAUCAGUCAUUUUUGGAUCCUGUAUAGUAUGGGAAUUUUUUCUUUAACAUUGAAUGGAAAGUAACUGCACUGGAUUGAAUAGUGUUUCCGCUCCAAAAUUCAUGUCCUUCUCAGAACAUCAGAAUAUGACCUUAUUUGGCACUGUGGUCACUACAGAUGUAAGUACUUAAGCUGAGGUCAUACUGGAGCAGAGCAGGCCUUUAAUCCAAUAUGUAUGGUAUCCUUCUAAGAAGAGAAGAAAGACAGAGACACAGGGAAGAAUGUCACAUGAAGAUAAAAGCAGAGAUCAGAAUGAUACAUCUACAAGCCAAAGGACACCAAGGAUUGCUGGCAACCAUUAGCACCUAAGAGAAGCAUGGACGAGAUUCUCCCUCAGUCUGAAGUGGGAGCCAACAAUUUUGCUGACACCUUUAUUUCAGACCUUCAGACUCCAGAACCACGAGACAAUAUGUUUCUGUUGUUCAGAGCCACCUAAUGUGUGGUAAUUUGUUACAGCAGCCCUGGGAAGCUAAUACCGUGAUAGAAAAAAAUCUUGAAUAUUCAUGAAAGAAAUCCUUUCUUCAAUAAAUACCAAAUUAGUUUCAAAUGUUGUAGUGUAAAAAUAUAUGUUAUUUUCUGUAACUAGGCUGUUUGCCACAAUCAUUCUUGCCUGGUUCUUAGUCUUUGCUGUAGGAUGUAUAAUAAAAUACAUGAAUGAGUUUAUGCUGGAAAAUGUUUUUGUGAAAUUCAAACAGUACAUACAGAAAAUAAACACUGGUCUUAAAAAUGAA